Labeo rohita (rohu) is the source of this 3592-nucleotide messenger RNA. RefSeq names its product deltex E3 ubiquitin ligase 3 (gene dtx3). Bases 485 to 1594 code for a protein of 369 amino acids. Gene Ontology annotation, molecular function: metal ion binding. Gene Ontology annotation, biological process: Notch signaling pathway; protein ubiquitination. The transcript is spliced from 5 exons. The record is from RefSeq and is a predicted model, not a curated record. Lineage: Eukaryota; Metazoa; Chordata; Actinopteri; Cypriniformes; Cyprinidae.
UCCGGCUCAGCCAACGGACUGGAGUGACGAACUUCCUGCCUACAUUAUCUUGUAUUAGGGGGAUUUUUCAAUGUGAUUACUAAAAGGAAAGUACGCGUUAACGAAAUAUGACAUAGAGACGCCGAGUUAGCGUGGCGAACGAGUUAAAGGCGAAACAGUCUCGUCGUGACAGUCAACGAUGCUCUUUGUAUGCAUGUUGUCUUCCUGUGGCCAAGGACGGGGAAUUGGAAAACCACAAAGAGACUGAGCUGGUGUGUGUUGAUCUAGCGAAGUGUCAUCCGAACUUGAAUAGGAUAUCCCAAGCAUUAUUUCGCCAGGAUUGUCAUAGUUUUACGGCACGUUCAAUGCAGCGGUCGUCUGUUGACUUCUUCGUCGAGUGGAAGCAGGCAUUCUCCAGUUGCAGUAGGUUCCUUUUACAUUCAUCUCUUCCGGCAAAGUCACUACAGAAGGGAAAUAGGCCUGUUACUGCAAUUAACGAGAAUUUAUGGGAUCACAAGUUUCAUCUGAUGAGAUGAGUGUGCGAGCGGGGCAGGGCAGUGACGAGGUGCUGGUGUCGCAGGCGGUGUGGGAUUACCUUGCAGCCGCAGGACGACCCUGGUUGGUUGACUUCGAGGACAAGCAGGGACUGAGCGCGGACAUCAUCCGGCGCGGGGAGCGUGGCGGCUGCUGUGCCGUGCGGCUCUCCCCGGUGGAGGGCAGCAGCAGGGCUAGAACUGGCAUGAUGGAGGGGCCGGUUUCUCCUGUUACACGGAAAGCUUUCAUAGACUUAUGCCGCUGUGCCCGAAAGGAGAUGACCAAACAAGAAGCGGCUCCUAAAAGGAAACGUUCUCUUUUACCAUGCGUGACGGCGAUGGAGCCCGACGGAGAAGGGAGCUUGUUGCCUCCGCCUCCCCCUCAACCACGUCGCUCGCAGAGGCAACAGCAGAAAUACAGGAAAAAUGCAGAUAUGGACACCUGUGUGGUUUUACCCAUGCAACAUGAGGCCACAGCAAGGACCGGUGCUGAAUUAGCCAUUGUUCAUGAAGAAGAGAGCACCGUUUGCUCUAUCUGCAUGGGCGAAAUGGUUGAAAAGACAUCUCUGGACAAGUGCGGUCACUCGUUCUGUCGGUCCUGCUUAGAACAGGCGUUUCAAGUCAAAAAGGCUUGUCCUGUUUGCAGGCUGGUGUAUGGGCAGCUUAUUGGUAACCAGCCAGCCAAUGGAACCAUGAUGGUUGAAAGAGACCCAGACCUGGAGUUGCCUGGACAUGAAGGUUACGGCUGCAUAUGCAUUAUUUACAGUUUCCCUCCCGGUUUGCAAGCGCAAGAGCAUCCAAACCCUGGGGUUAGGUAUCCAGGCACAGACCGGGUGGCAUACCUGCCAGACAGCCCUGAGGGAAACCGUGUCCUACGCAUGCUGCGGCGGGCCUUCGAGCAGCGCCUCAUCUUCACCAUAGGCACCUCCAUGACCACCGGGAUGCAUAACGUCAUUACCUGGAAUGAUAUUCACCACAAGACCUCCAUAUGGGGCGGACCACGAUGCUUUGGUUAUCCAGAUCCUACAUACCUUGUGCGGGUGACAGAGGAACUGCGGGAGAAAGGAAUAACAGCUGAUUGAUUUGCGUCAAGCAUUUGAGAAGUUUCAAAAGGAUGGAAAACGUGUGCGCUUGACCACAGUCUCUUCACAAACACACUGUGUGGAAGCCACAUCUGCUGCAGCAUUGAUUUGGUCAGGACGCUGUUUCAACAAUGUUUCAUUUCAGUCUUUAUGUUUAGCUUCGUUCUUUAGUUUACUUGAGUGAAGGCAGUGUUUCACAGACUCUAUUUUCUUUGGUACAAACCUGGGGUGCACUUUACUGAGACGGAUUGUUCAAUAGACUCAGCUGAGCUUAAGAUACCCACUGGACUGCUAAAAUGUGAAUGUCAUUAAGGUGUACACGACUCCUCAUCUACGGUACAAACUUCCUCUUCCCUGUUUCAGGUUAGAAUCACUAGGCUGCUGGCCUCCCUCUUCUAACUCAGUUUCUUCCAUCCAAACUCUCCUUAGUAACAACUGAUGGUAACAUCUGGAUAGAGACAAAUGAGGGACAAAUGGCAUAGCACAGUUAAAUGGGUACAGCUGGGACAAUCCCAUACAACCUUUUUUUUCUCGUAAUCAGCACUAAGAGGCACUUUGCAAUGGAGGUAAUCUUUUUAUUAUGAGAAUUUAAAGUGGAUUCUGCCUGAUCUUCCAGAGUGCAGGAUCUAGAAAGGUUAUUUAUGGGCCUUUCUAAUUAUGAGGUCCUAGUAAAAGAGAUGCAAGUCGAUUUCAGUUUGUCCUAGCUUUCAUCACUUAUAAUGUCAGUUUUUGUCUUUUGUUUCAGUAUGAUGUUCAUAAAAAGUUAUAUUUUUUGUUCUGUGUUUAUUCAGUUUUCCCUAGUUUGUAUUUUUAGGCUGUUUAUAGAUUUUUGAGUUGAAACCUCUGUCACAUAUAUAUAUAAAAUGAUGUCAAAAAUGAAAGGGCGUGUAAACCACUUAAACCAAACUAAAACAUAAUAGCUCAAAACUUUGCUGUAACCAUUGUGUUUAUGCCUCACACUUGGAGAAAAGCCUAGCACUAGUUUAUUUUAAAGAAUCAGCAGAUUUGUUUAUACAAAAUAUGCUGAAGUAGAAAAUAAUUCAGAAACACAGCACAUGACUCUCAUGAAAAUAGGUCACAUUUAACCCUAAACUCAAAAGAAAAAUUAUAUUUUGCAUUUAGCUUAUUUUAGCACUAUUAAGAUGUAAUAUUAUUUUCCUGAUUCAAUUGCAAUAGCUAUUUUUUGUCAUAUCCUUUAUUUAAAUUAUAAUUUUCAUUAUUAGAACACACACACAAUAUAUAUGUUAUAGUAAAACAGUAAUGCACUUAAUUUUUUUUAUAAUUUAAUUUUAAAUUGUUUUUUGAAUUUUUGAAUUGCAUUUAUAAUGAUGCCAUGCAAAACACAGAAACACAAAAUAACUUUUCUUUUGAUUUCAGUGUGAGAUGUGACCCAGGUUUUGUGAGAUUCAUCCAAAUAUCUUAAAAAUAUGCUAGGCUGCUGUUGAAGCGGAUUUAUGAGAUUUGUUUUGUAUUUCUCUCAUUGAAAUGUUAUUGUGCCUUCUGCUAAAGGUCACAGCCUGUUAUAACGGUACUCAUUACUUGUUGAUAUUGGUUCAAAUGUGUUCUGAUCAAUAUGAAGCAUUAACCUUAUAGCAGUCUUUCAGCUUUAAGCAAAAUGCAUCAUACUUUGGAAAGCGGUGAUCAGGUCUUGAAUUGUUUUGCGCAAACCAAAACAUUUACUUCGUGUUAAGAAGGUUGCUUAUGUUUUACAGUAUCACUAAACAGAAACAGUAUCAGAUUUGAGUUUUGUUUUGAUACCACAUUCUCUUACUCUCACCUUUGUGUUAUGAAGGACCAAUUCAAUCAGGAUUUGUAGGACUUAAGUGUUACUGUCAUGCAAAAUUCUAUGCACUUCAAAUCAGAUUUAUAAAAUAGACCUCUUCAGAUGACUGAUUGUUCAAAUUAAAUAAUUUGCCUUUAUAGUUGUGUUGAUUUGUAUUACAUAAUUGAAUUGUAUGCUACAAUUAAAAAUGUGCUUUACAUUUUCAUACUUGAAUA